AUGUCCCGACCAGAUAUCUUCUACCAACCUCCAAAAGGGGAAAACUCUGGGCUUCCUCAUGACCCUUUCAAAUCUUUCGUUAUUCCCCGUCCAAUAGGCUGGAUUUCCACAACCUCUCAAAGCGGUCAAGAUAAUCUCGCGCCAUACUCACAGUUCAACAAUGUAUCCUUUGAUCCUCCAACUAUCAUGUUCAUUGCUCACCAAUCCGUCUACAAACAACGAAGUAAAGAUUCCGUUAAUAAUGCUAAAGACACUGGGGAAUUUGUUUGGAACAUGGCUACCUACGAUCUUCGCGAUUCGGUCAAUGCCUCUUCUCUCGAAUCAUGGGAUGACGAAUUUCCCCUCGCAAAAGUAACAAAAGUCCCCAGUAAAGUAGUCAAACCCCCCCGCGUAGCCGAGGCUCCGGUUCAAUUUGAAUGUAAAGUCCAUUCUAUCAUUCGAAUCGACGGGGACUCCUUGGUGGGUCACAGUGAUAUUGUGAUUGGACGAGUGGUGGGAAUUCACAUCAAGGGUGAUUUCAUUACAGGUGAUGGGCUUUUUGAUGUUCUGAAAGCGGCUCCACUGGCAAGACUCGGUUAUCAGCAGUAUACGGCGGUUAACAAUAUCUUCGAGAUGCAGAUGCCCGGUAUGCCCGAUGAUCAUGUUAGUGGUAACAUAUUGGGAGGUGUAGUUCCCAAGUAUAUUGAUGAAAAAGAGGUGGUGAAGAAUGGCAGUGAAGUGAAGAAGACGACAGAAUUGAAUUAG
Botrytis byssoidea is the source of this 744-nucleotide messenger RNA. RefSeq lists its product as uncharacterized. NCBI's taxonomy places the organism in Eukaryota, Fungi, Ascomycota, Leotiomycetes, Helotiales, Sclerotiniaceae. The transcript is spliced from 4 exons. Gene Ontology annotation, molecular function: FMN binding. The coding region runs from base 1 to 744 and encodes 247 amino acids. The record is from RefSeq and is a predicted model, not a curated record.